AUGGCCUCGAAGUCUCUAGUCUGCUCUCUUUACCGCAAAAGCCUUAAAACCGCCCUAAGCUGGGCUGAUGGAAGAGCCAUGUGGAGGAUCACGGCGCUGAAUCUCCGCGAUGCGUUCGAGGCGAACAGACAUGUUACGGACCCAAGGCAGCUGCGGGUACUCCUUCAACGCACUGAGGAAGAGCUGGAGAAGUGGAAGCACCCCGACCCAUACAUUCCACCGACUGCCCCCGGAGGUUCAAAAUACGAGAGGAACAUUCCGGCACCUAUCCUCGAACCUCCUUCGCGUGCUGAGACUUACUAG
Molecule: messenger RNA, 303 nt
Organism: Morchella importuna
Lineage: Eukaryota; Fungi; Ascomycota; Pezizomycetes; Pezizales; Morchellaceae
Exons: 4
Coding region: 1-303 (100 amino acids)
Biological process (GO): mitochondrial electron transport, NADH to ubiquinone
Source: RefSeq, a predicted model, not a curated record